Molecule: messenger RNA, 1310 nt
Organism: Teleopsis dalmanni
Lineage: Eukaryota; Metazoa; Arthropoda; Insecta; Diptera; Diopsidae
Product: angio-associated migratory cell protein-like
Exons: 3
Coding region: 12-1310 (432 amino acids)
Molecular function (GO): protein binding
Source: RefSeq, a predicted model, not a curated record
AUAAACAAAUUAUGAGAUCAAAUAUUCCGAAAGGAUGCGAGGACUUUGAUUUCAAAGAGGCACUUCAAUUUAUCGUCGAUGAGGAAGAGGAAAAUGUUGAAGAUGAGGAUUUAGAGAAUGGCGAUGAUGAAGAUGCUGAUGAAGAAAGUGACGAAGAAGACAAUGGAGAAGAUAACGAUGGCGAAGAUAAUGAAGAACAGUUUAUUGAAGAGUUAGAACUAGAUGAGAACGCAACAGCGUUUACAUUUAACAACCAUAUAUUCGAAAUUACAGUUUGCGCUCUACAUCCUCACCGAAAAAUGGCAAUUACCACCGACGGAGAAGAUCGCGUUUUUUUGUGGGAUACAGUUCAUGCACAAGUUGUACAAACCGUUUUAUUCCACCGUGACAAAAUAAUUUAUUUGGAAUUUUGUCAUGAUGGCACGUAUUUAGCAAUAGGUUAUAUUGAUGGUGAGCUCUUUGUGUUUAAAGUAUUACCACCUCCAGUUUCUCAGCCAGAAGACUGUAUACCUCCUUCUGUACACCUACAAAAAGUGUGGCAAAAAUCAACAAGUUUAUUAGUUUGGUUACGCUGGCAUCAUACUGCAUAUGUACUAUUUGCAGGCGAUUAUACUGGCGAAGUGUUUAUUUUUGAUAUACAAAACUGUGAUGUCAAGUUAUUACCAAGAGAAGAUGAAACCUCUAAGAAUGCUCAAAUAAGUCACGAUGGUAAGAAACUGCUUCUCUCGUAUGACAGCAAGAUAAAACUAUUUGACAUAGAAACUUAUAAAGUUUUAUGGGUUGUCAAAACUAAUACCCUACACAAAGCAAUAGCAUGUUCUAAAUAUCAUGCAACAUAUAUAUCCGGUGGGUUUGACGGUCAAGUAAAUUUUUUCAAUGAUACUGGUAUUCAUGGCAUUGCACAAGUUAAUGGAGAUAUUCUGUUCUUUGCUUUUUCACCAUCUUCACAUUCAAAAUUAGUCGCAGUUUGUUCAUAUCUUUAUGAAGAAAGUGGAACUCGCAGUCAAAUUACUGUGUGGGAUUGUAGCACGCAUUCUUUAUGUACCAGUUUUUAUAUACCCUCACGUGAGAAUAUAUUAUGUAUGGAAUGGAUAAGUGACUAUGUCUUACUAACAUCAACUAUAUCUGGUGAUUUCAUUGCAUAUGACUUGCAGAGUGCAUCUAAAAUACUUACACUAAAGGGAGAUGGUGUGCCAAUAUACUUCUUUAAAUAUAAAAAAAACGAACAUAUUAUUUUAACGGCAUUAGAUAAUGGACACGCAAAAAUUUGUGAAGUUCCGAUGCAAUUAAUUACUUAUUUAAUGAACUAA